Parnassius mnemosyne (clouded apollo) is the source of this 4608-nucleotide messenger RNA. The record is from the annotation of a GenBank genome assembly. NCBI's taxonomy places the organism in Eukaryota, Metazoa, Arthropoda, Insecta, Lepidoptera, Papilionidae.
AUGGGACGAGACCGACGAUCUCGUAAGCGUACGAACACGGGGUCUUGCCCGAGCUCAUCACCAAUGUCGUCUAGCAGUGGGGCCGAGCGACAGUCGAGAUCAAGGUAUCGAACUGACUCCAGCACCACUCGACGCAAGCGCUUGCGAUGCAGCGGGCGAAGUGGUUCCAGAUGUUCGCUGAAUAAGUGCGGCGCCUCCAGGCGUAUGCAACGUGACCGAAGUACAUCUAUACGUGUGCCGCUUGAGCGCAGUACAUCGAGGUAUACCCCCGACCUCUCAAAGGACACACAUCGGGUAAGAAGUGCAAAAAAACACCGAUCUUCACCGAUCAAUGAGGGUGUUACGUCGUGUCUCUCUGCAAAUAGCUUAAUAGAUACAUUUAAAGAACUAGUUAAUGCGAUUAAACCUGAUAAUAGUAGCGAUCGUUAUCCUGCCAUUAACGUUGUUCCAGAGUUCGAUCCAUCUAAGAGUAAUCAAACCGUUAAUACCUGGAUUGUUAAGGUGAACGAGUGUGCGGCUAUUUAUGGUUGGUCAGAACGUCAGAUAAUCCAUUAUGCUCUUCCAAAAUUAGUUGGUUUAGCGCAAAAGUGGUAUCAAGGUUUGCCAAGCUUAAUGUUUUCUUGGUCUGAAUGGCAGGAUAAACUAAGGUCAGCAUUUCCAAGUAAUCAAAAUUAUGGCCAACUGUUAACAGAAAUGCUUGCGUGUAAGGCUCGAUUUGGCGAGUCCUUAGAAGAGUAUUUUUAUGAAAAGAUUGUUUUAUUGAACAGAUGCUUAAUAUUUGGUAAAAAUGCUACAGACUGUAUUUUAUUUGGCAUUGAGGAUAGGUCUGUUAGAACAAGUGCCGAAGCGGCUCAAUUUACGGAACCAGAUAAAUUAUUAAUUUUCCUAAGAAAUGUUAAAACUGUUAGGAGACCUGAAAGGAACACCACAAUUCAAGCAAGCACUUCUGACAACAGACGGCCAAAAGUCUUUAAGCCGAUACAAGGUAGUUCUGCUAUUAAAACUGUACCAAAAUGUUAUAACUGUGGUGAGGAAGGACACCCAUAUUUUAAGUGUAAACAUACUAUUAAAAGGUGUAACACGUGUCAUAAGAUAGGUCAUUUAACUGAUAGUUGUCCGAAACAAGGGUCCGCAGACAGCAAGUCUGUUUUAGUUAUAACCAAAAAUACUGAUUAUGAUUUAAAAUAUUUUAAAUCAGCCAAGGUUAAUGACAUAGAAUUAGACUGUUUCAUAGAUUUUGGUAGUCAAUGUACCAUGUUGAAGGAAUCCGCUGCUAAAAGUCUAGUUGGUUCGUGGUCAACGAAUAAUUUGCCAGUUUUACGAGGCUUUGGAGAUUCUGUAGUGAGAUGUCUCGGUACGUGUGAAGUCGUAAUUGAAGUGGAUCUUGUUAAAGCUACGGUACAAGUUCUUAUUGUGGCAGAUGAGUUACUAAGAGUUCCGUUAUUGCUGGGACAAACUUAUACUGAACAAGAUCACAUAGUUGUUUAUAAAAAUAAGGAUAGCUUAAAAAUAAUUUCAAGAGAUUCACAAAAAGAAACUAAGGUUUUGCUGUACGUUGCUGAAUCUACGUCAGUUGCUUUUGGUUAUAAUGAAAUAUAUGUUUAUUCAUCUCCAAAUUAUAAGGGUCAGUUAUUUAUAGAAGCUAGUAGUUGCCAAUUACCUAAACGUGAAUAUGAAGUUAUUCAGAGUGUCAUACAGCUAAACAAUGGUCAGGGACGAGUAGUGAUUAAAUGUGUAUCUUCAACCCUAUAUUCUUUAACAAAAGAUACGCUACUGGUUCGAGCUCUACCUUUAAAAAAUAUUCAGAAUAUUUAUGUAAAUAAAAUUGAAUAUGACUCUGCUCCUCCUGUUACAUUAAUAGAAAUUUCAAUGUUAAAUAUAGAUAAAGACUUGGGCCAUAGUGAUAAAGUUAAAUUACUAAAUCUUCUAAACGAAUUCAGGCAAUGCUUUGCUUUUGCAAUAAAUGAAAUUGGGUGCGUACAAGGUUCAGAAAUGAAUAUUAAAUUAAAUGACAAUAAUCCCGUAGUAUAUAGACCAUACCGUUUGUCUCAACCAGAACGCGAGCGUGUUAGAGCUAUGGUAGAAGAAUUAGAAAACUGUGGAAUUAUCAGAGAGUCUACGUCAGAAUACGCGUCGCCUAUUAUCCUUAUUAAAAAGAAAACAGGAGAUUAUCGUCUUUGUAUAGAUUUUCGGGCAUUAAACAAAAAAACUGUAAAGGAACAUUACCCUUUACCGCGAAUUGAUGAUCAAUUAGAUAAUUUAUCUGGAUUUAAAUAUUACACUUCUUUAGAUCUUGCAUCUGGCUAUUAUCAGGUACCUAUGUCUGAAUCUUCAAAACAUCUCACAGCUUUUAUUACUCCUGAUGGACACUAUGAGUUUAAUAGGAUGCCAUUUGGGCUAGCUAACGCUCCUUCUAUCUUCCAAAGAACUAUUAACAAGAUUUUGGGCAAUGCAAGAUUUAAAGAAGCUUUUGCGUAUAUGGAUGACGUGAUAAUUCCAUCAAAAACAAUUGAGGAAGGGUUUCAAAAACUACGUAAUACUUUAAUAUUGUUCAAAGGGGUAGGCUUAACUUUAAAAGUGGAUAAAUGUCAAUUCUUCAUGCAAAAUGUCGAUUACUUGGGAUUUGAAAUAAGUAAAGAUGGCGUGCGACCUGGAAAGAAAAAAAUAGAAUCCGUUGAAAAGUUUCCUGAACCCGCUAACCAACACAAUGUUAGACAAUUUCUGGGAUUGGCUAGGUUUUUUCGUAGAUUCAUAAAAGGAUUUUCUACUAUAGCAAGACCAUUAACACAACUCUUGAAAAAGGAUUCUAAGUGGAGAUGGGGUACGGAAGAAACUAAUGCAUUUUUAUCUUUAAAAGAAGCAUUAGUUAAACGCCCCGUCCUUGCUUUUUAUAACCAGUCAUAUGAAACACAAGUUCACACUGACGCUUCUAAGGUCGGUAUUGCAGGUAUUUUGUUGCAGAGACCCAACAAGGAAUCUCCUUUUAAUGCUGUAGCUUAUUACAGUAGACAGACUACACCUGAGGAGAGUCGUUUUACAGCUUAUGACUUGGAAACGUUAGCAGUUGUCACAUCAUUGCAGCGGUUUCGUGUAUAUCUAUUAGGUAUAUGUUUCACAAUAGUUACUGAUUGUAAUUCUUUAAGAGCAACGUUUGAAAAACGUGAUAUGUUGCCUAGAGUUGCUCGAUGGUGGAAUAUAAUGCAAGAGUAUGAUUUUAACAUAAUAUAUAGACCAGGUCUGUCCAUGUCACACGUCGAUGCUCUUAGUCGUAGUCCGGUUAAGUAUGACGAAAAUUUCGUUGAUGUUUGUACAAUUGAUUCGAACUGGAUUUCUACUGUACAGCAGAGCGAUUCAGAACUACAACGAAUUGUAAAUAUAUUAGAGGAUCCCAAUACAAGUAAUCUUUUAGAAAUAAAAAACAACUUUGUGGUAAAAAGGGGUCUGCUGUAUAGAAAAACGCAAGAUGGCGAUCGCUGGGUUGUACCAAAGGGAGUACAAUGGCAAGUAUUAAAGGCUAAUCACGAUGAUAUUGGUCAUUUUAGUGUUGAUAAAACUUACGAUAGGAUCAAGGGUCAAUACUGGUUUGCUAAAAUGCGGAGAUUUGUAAAAAAGUAUGUGAAUUCUUGUCUUGAAUGUGCUCACAGCAAAAUUCCAGCUGGCAAGAAAGCUGGGGAAUUGCAUUCAAUACCAAAAGUUAAUAGACCAUUUGACACUAUCCAUAUAGACCAUUUAGGGCCCUUUGUGCGCAGUAAAAAUAAAAACUCUUAUUUGUUGCUAAUAAUAGAUGCAUUCACUAAAUAUAUUAUCCUAAUACCAGUAAAAAGCACGAAAACAAUCCAUUCCAUCAGAGCAAUAAAACAUUAUUUUCACACUUUUAGCGUCCCGAGAAGACUUAUUUCUGAUAGAGGAACCUCAUUUACAUCUAAACGGUUCAAUGAAUAUUUAGACUCGUUAGGUGUCAAGCACGUGCUGAAUACUGUUGCCACUCCUCGUGCUAAUGGGCAAAUAGAACGGUAUAACCGCACAGUAUUAGCUUCUUUAACAGCGUCAAAUUUUGGUAAGCCUGAACAUUUAUGGGACGAAUGUGUAAGUGACAUUCAGUGGGGAUUAAAUAAUACAAUAAAUAAAACAAUUGGUAAAACUCCUGCAGAAGCUUUAUUUGGUAUUAAAACAAUAGGAACCAAUGAUUCUUUGGUGCAGAUUAAUGUCUUAAGUGAUUCCGAUAAUGAAAAUGCACAAAAUACUAAUAAUAUUGACAGUAUUAGGAACGAAAUAUCGCAACGAAUUAAAAUUGAUCAAACAAAACAAAAGGAACGUUUUGAUAAGAAGCGGAAAAUCUUAAAGUUUGUUGUAGGUGAUUUGGUUAGAGUAGAGAGAGAGAUUCCUUCAACAGGUAAAAGCAAAAAAUUAAUUUCUAAAGUUCGCGGUCCUUAUCGUAUAUGUAAGGUUCUCGAUAACGAUAGAUAUGUAGUCGAAGAUACACCUAUAUCACGCAAAGGCAGACGUUUUAGUGGUAUAUUUUCCGUUGAUAAAAUUCAUCCUUGGUUGGUUUAUCAACGAAACUAUGAGUCUGAUACUCAAAGUUCAAAUAGUAAUACCGAUGAAUGA